Molecule: messenger RNA, 1605 nt
Organism: Penicillium soppii
Lineage: Eukaryota; Fungi; Ascomycota; Eurotiomycetes; Eurotiales; Aspergillaceae
Product: glycoside hydrolase family 32 protein
Exons: 2
Coding region: 1-1605 (534 amino acids)
Biological process (GO): sucrose catabolic process
Molecular function (GO): sucrose alpha-glucosidase activity
Source: RefSeq, a predicted model, not a curated record
AUGGCCCUAGGUCUUCUCGCCGGGUCGGCAUCCGGCCUCAUCUAUACCGAACCAUUCCGCCCUCAAUAUCAUUUCUCCCCCAAGAGCAAUUGGAUGAAUGACCCUAACGGGCUCCUAUACUAUAAUAACACCUAUCAUCUCUUCUUCCAAUAUAACCCAGGUGGAAUCGAAUGGGGGAACAUGUCGUGGGGCCAUGCAACGAGUAGAGACUUGGCCCACUGGGAAGAGCGUCCCGUCGCUCUACUUGCUCGUGGAUAUCCCGACACUAUCACCGAAAUGUAUUUCUCAGGAAGUGCAGUAGCAGAUGUGAACAACACAAGUGGCUUCGGGGCUGAUGGAAAAAUCCCUUUGGUCGCCAUGUAUACGUCUUCCUACCCAAUUUCUCAAACGCUCCCAAGCGGGAAACACGUUCGUGCAGAACAGCAAUCCCAGUCCAUCGCCUACAGUCUCGACGAGGGCGAGACCUGGACAACAUACGACGCUGAGAACCCUGUGAUCCACAAUCCACCCUCCCCAUACGAAGCGGAAUUUCCAAACUUCCGGGAUCCCUUCGUAUUCUGGCACGAAGAUACACAGAAAUGGGUUGCUGUCACAGCUUUGGCCUCAGCCCACAAACUCCUAAUCUGGACUUCAGCCAAUCUCAAAGAAUGGUCUCUUGCUAGCGAAUUCGGGCCUUACAAUGCAGUAGGCGGCGUAUGGGAAUGUCCCAAUCUGCUCAAAAUUCCAGUCCAGGGACACCCAUCAGCCACGAAAUGGGUCUUGGUUCUGGGACUCAAUCCUGGCGGGCCACCCGGCACGGUCGGUUCAGGCACGCAAUAUUUCAUCGGCGACUUCGACGGAACGAGCUUCAAGGCUGAUCCCGCUAGCGUAUACGCAGGUAAUAGCACCGCCAAUUGGAUGGAUUGGGGUCCGGACUUCUAUGCCGCGGCCAGUUACAAUGGACUCUCUGGAGGUGACGUGGUUCAGAUCGGGUGGAUGAAUAACUGGCAGUACGGUGCGAAGAUCCCGACAGACCCAUGGCGAAGUGCAAUGUCUAUCCCUCGUCAGUUGUCGUUGAAGAUGGUUGACGAGAAAGUCACUCUGCUUCAACAACCUCAUCAGAGCUGGCGGGGUGUUGUCAAUCACCAGAGUGGGAAGCACUUCUGGAAAUCUGUAUCAGAAGGAUCAACUAGGCUUGGCUCCCCGGGGAAGGCAUUCAAGAUCGACUUGAGCUUUUCGGAUCAUGACUCCAAUGACUCUUUGGCAUCAACUUUUGCCAUAGCUGUUCGCGCCAGCUCCGAUUUCGAGCAAGAAACGCUUAUCGGGUACAAUUUUACCAGCAAGGAGGUCUUCGUUGAUCGACAACGCUCUGGGAUAGUAUCGUUUGACAAAACAUUCGGUAGUUUGUAUCAUGCACCGCUGUCCGCAGACUCGGAAAAACGUGUUAACCUGCAAGUCUUUGUGGACUGGUCUAGUGUGGAGGUCUUGGGGGGUCAGGGAGAGGUUGCUUUGACUGCCCAGAUAUUUCCAGAGGGAAAUGCAACUGAAGCGCGAAUUAUUUCCACACAUGGAGUGACGCGGGAUGUGAGGCUUCAAAUCAACGGGAUGAGUUCGACAUGGUACUGA